AUGACAGAACAAUUAGAUGUUGCCACAUCGGUUAAAUUGCAAUUAAGUAAUGGGAGAACAAUCCCAGCAUUAGGGCUAGGAACAAUCCCACCAGAUGAUAAUCCUGGUUCAGUAAAGGAUCAAGUGAUUGCGGCCGUAAAAGAAGGUUAUCGUCACAUUGACACCGCAUGGUAUUACGGAUCGGAAAAGUACAUCGGAGAAGCAUUGAAGGAAUUGUUUGAUGAAGGUGUUGUUAAGCGUGAGGACUUGUUCAUCACUACCAAAGUCUGGCCAUCAUUUUGGCAUAGUCCUGAGAAAUCCUUAGAUAUUUCUUUAAAAGAUUUAGGUAUAGAUUAUGUUGAUUUAUUUUUGCAACAUUGGCCAAUUGCCUUACAUGGUAAUGACAAUGGACAACCCACUACACCCAAAAACGCCGAUGGUAGUUUAGUAUAUGAUGAUGAUCCUGUCAACGGGACAAAAUAUAUUGAAACUUACCAUAAAAUGGAAGAUAUACUAGACAACAAUUUAAAGGUAAAGUCGAUUGGUGUUUCCAACUUUUCCAUCCACAAACUUGAACAAUUCUUACCUGAAGUUAGAAGUUAUAAGCCAGUAGUUAACCAAAUUGAACUCCACCCUCAAUUACCCCAACAAGACUUGGUUGAUUAUUGUGAAAGUAGAGGGAUUGUUAUCGUUGCUUAUUCCCCACUUGGUGGAAACGGUGCUCCAGUCUUGGAAAUUCCUUUAAUUAAUGAAUUGGCUAAGAAGUAUAUGGUCACACCUAAUGAGAUCGCGGAAGCUUACCAUAUUUUAAAUAAUAGAGGAGUAAUUUCUCGUUCAGCAAAUCUUUCUAGAAUCAAGACCAUUACCAGGUUACCAAGAUUGACCGAAGAAGAAUUGAAACAGCUUUACCAAGUAGGGGUAGAAGAUCCAAAGAGAUACAACUGUUCCUCUUAUGGGUAUGGUAUAGGGUUCAGAUGGUGGGAUGGUCAUAGUUUAUGCAAUCUUUAG
This is a messenger RNA of Spathaspora passalidarum NRRL Y-27907, 987 nucleotides long. RefSeq lists its product as uncharacterized. Gene Ontology annotation, molecular function: aldose reductase (NADPH) activity. The coding region runs from base 1 to 987 and encodes 328 amino acids. Lineage: Eukaryota; Fungi; Ascomycota; Pichiomycetes; Serinales; Debaryomycetaceae. Gene Ontology annotation, cellular component: cytosol. The record is from RefSeq and is a predicted model, not a curated record. The transcript has a single exon.